GUUAAGAAAGACCUUAUAUAAUUUUAGUGAACAAAGACCGUGAAAAUGUUUCAACUAAGAAUACUCAACAAUUAUUUAAGGCCAUUUGAUUGUUAGUUGUUUCAAUGUACCAUGUUAGACUAUUCUUACCACUUAAAUCUUAACAAUCUCAAUGGCUAGUAGUAGCAACCAAAGUGUCUCUUCAUCUAGGAAGAUGACAUGGAAAUAUCAUGUGUUUGUGAGCUUCAGAGGUGAAGACACACGCAACAAUUUCACUGAUCACCUUUUUGGUGCUUUUCAUAGAAAAGGCAUUUUUGCCUUCAAGGAUGAUAUAAAGCUCAAGAAAGGGGAAGAUAUAUCAUCUGACCUUCGAAAAGCCAUUGAAGGGUCUCAAAUUUUGAUUGUUAUUUUCUCAAGAAACUAUGCUUCUUCCACAUGGUGUUUGCGGGAACUAGAAAAAAUUGCUGAAUGCAAAGUAUUAGGACAACCUGUGCUACCUAUCUUCUAUGACGUGAGUCCAUCUGAGGUACGAAAGCAAAGCGGGAAUUUUGAAAAAGCCUUUAUGGAGCAUGAAGAUAGAUUCAAAGAAAACUUAGAGGAAGUGCAAAGAUGGAGGAGAGCUCUAACACAAGUAGCCAAUCUCUCUGGUUUUGAUUUAACGGAUAAGCCACAAUAUGCAGAGAUUGAAAAAAUUAUUAAAGAGGUAACAAGCUUAUUGGGUCACAAAUUUUCAACAUUACCUGACGAUAUAGUUGGGAUGCACUCACAAGUGGAAAAAUUAGAAAACCUGAUGAUGUUGGACUCCGAUGAUAAUGUUCGAGUUGUAGGGAUUUGUGGAAUGGGUGGAAUAGGGAAGACAACUCUUGGUAAUGCUUUGUAUGGUAGAAUCUCUAAUCAAUUUGAAGCUUGCUGCUAUAUUGAUGAUGUAAGUAAAACUUAUGGAGGUGAUGGCCCAGUUGGAGUGCAAAAGCAACUUCUUUGUCAAACUCUAAAAGAAGAAAAUCUUCAGAUAUCCAAUCAUUAUAUGGCAUCUAAUUUGAUUCGAACUAGGCUAUGUCAAGUAAAAUCCCUUGUAAUCCUUGAUAAUGUUGAUAAAGUUGAACAACUGGAUAAACUAGCCAUGAAACGAGAGCGGCUAGGCACUGGGAGCAGAAUCAUAGUAAUUUCUAGAGAUUGUCAUAUCUUGAGACAGCAUGGAGUAGAUGAAGUUUAUCAAGUUGAACUCUUGGAUCAUAGUAAUGCCCUUCAAUUGUUUUGUAGGAAAGCUUUCAAAAGUGAUGAUAUCAUGACCGGUUACACAGACUUGACAAAUGAUGUACUAAGAUAUGCCAGAGGCCUUCCAUUAGCAAUUAAAGUGUUGGGCUCAUUUUUGUAUGGUCGAGAGGUCUCUGAAUGGAGAUGUGCAUUGGAAAGAUUAAGAGAGAAUCCAAUGGCAGGUAUUAUGGAUGUACUCCGAAUUAGUUAUGAUGGGCUAGACAAUACAGAAAAGGGUAUAUUUCUUGAUAUUGCUUGUUUCUUUGAUGGACAUGAGGAGACAUAUGUGAAGAAAUUUUUAGAUAUUCGUGGAUUUCAUCCUGAAAUUGGUUUAAGAGUUCUCCAUGAUAAGUCAUUCAUUACUUUUCAGUAUGGGCAUAUUUUUAUGCAUGAUUUAUUCGAAGAACUUGGCAAGAGUAUCGUUAGAGAAAAAUCACCCAAAGAACCAAGAAAGUGGAAUAGAUUGUGGGACUACAAGGAUGUCCACAAAGUUAUGUCAGAAAACAUGGAAUCAGAAAACCUUGAAGCCAUAGUUCUGGAGCGUUAUUUUUCUGAAAUUGAUGAAAUACAAGCAAUGUCAACAUUGAGGGCAGAAAGUUUAGCAAAAAUGAAUCGCCUUAAAUUGCUCAUGCUGUGGAAUUUGAAUUUCUCAGGAAGUCUCAAUUGUCUUUCAAGUGAAUUGGGGUAUCUAUGUUGGGAUAAAUAUCCUUUCACUUGUUUGCCAUCGAGUUUUGAGCCAGAUAAACUUGUUGAACUGAUCCUACCUCGUAGCAACAUCAGGCAACUAUGGUUGAGCACAAAGCCUCUUCAUAAUUUGACACGUCUUGAUCUCUCUCACUCGAAAAAUCUUAUUAUGAUGCCAAGUUUUUUGGAGAUUCCAAAUCUUGAAAUCCUAGAUCUUGAAGGAUGCAUAAAACUUGUGCAGAUUGAUCCAUCCAUUGGUACCUUGAGAAGGCUUUCCAGAUUAAAUUUGAAAAAUUGUACAAAUCUUGUUAGUAUUCCUAACAAAAUUUUUGGUCUGAGUUCCCUUAAAUAUCUAAAUCUCUCAGGCUGCCCAAAUUUUUGGUUAGAGGGACAAAGAAAAAUAGAACAUUUGGGGAUGCUUGAAAACAAUGAAAUUACUACCCAAUACCAACCAACAUCCUUCAUCGACAAAGUUUUGAAGUCACCCUUCCGAUUUUUUAUUUUUCAAAAAAGUAGAGAUCCAAUUGGUUUAUUGUUACCUUUGGUGUCUCUUUUGUCAUGUUUACAACAUCUAGACCUAAGUUUCUGCAAUCUUCCUCAAAUCCCUAAUGCUAUUGGGUGGUUACACUGCUUAGAAACACUAAAUUUGAGGGGUAACAAUUUUGUUACAUUACCUUCCAUCAAGGAACUUUUCAAACUUAUAGAAUUGAACUUGGACCAUUGUAACCAGCUGAAAUAUUUAUCUGAGCUCCCAUCAAAAACUGUCUUGCCAGUAAGAAAAACAUAUUAUGUUACCGUUGUAUUAAAUAUUUUUGGUUGCCCCAGUUUAACUGACAUAGAAUGUUGUUAUAGAACAGUUUUUCCUUGGAUGAUACAACUCCUUCAGGCGUACAUGAAAUCCGAUCUCCCAAUUGAUGAGAUUGAUAUUGUCAUUCCUAGAAUGCAAAUUCCAAUGUGGUUCAAUAAACAAAAUGUGGGCAGUUCAAUAAGCAUGGGACCAUUACCCAAUAUGGAUGAAAAGAAUUUCAUAGGUGUUUCUUUUGCUUGCUGCAUAACACUUGUAGCACAUGAUGAUCCAACUAGUUUAGGUUAUGAAAUGUCAUCUAUUGGUAUUGGGUUCGGUAUUAAAGUUAAAGAAAGUUUGUGGAGGAAUUACAAUAUUUACAUACAUCAUGGAAAAGAUCCGGUUACAGCACUUAAUUUACCACACCUGUGUCUAAUUUUUAUCACUAGGAAACAACUUACUUAUCUUACAAGGCGAUUGCAUGAUAUUAUUGAAUUGGAAGUUUCUGUUGACUGUCCCGAUGGUUUGCAUUUUUUUGAGGUAAAAAAUUGUGGUUAUCGUUGGAUAUUUCAGGAGGAUAUAGAGCAAUUAACCUCACAAAUGUAUUUAACAAAUCAUUAGCCAUAUUAUAGAAUUGGUUGAUGAAAAUCCAGAAACUCAAUAGAAUCAUCAAUAAAUAUACUGCUUUUGUAUUUUAAAGAUGAUAAUAUGUUGAUUGUUUGCCAGUUCUCUUUUUAA
Messenger RNA from Trifolium pratense (red clover), 3439 nucleotides. Its product is annotated as disease resistance protein RUN1-like. Lineage: Eukaryota; Viridiplantae; Streptophyta; Magnoliopsida; Fabales; Fabaceae. Gene Ontology annotation, molecular function: ADP binding; protein binding. The transcript is spliced from 5 exons. Gene Ontology annotation, biological process: defense response; signal transduction. The record is from RefSeq and is a predicted model, not a curated record. Bases 152 to 3322 code for a protein of 1056 amino acids.